AUGGACCAAGCCACCCUGGUAGAACAAGUAAAAAGAGUUAAAGAAAUUGAAGCUAUUGAAAGUGAUUCUUUUGUACAGCAAACUUUCAGAUCAAGUAAAGAAGUCAAAAAGUCAGUGGAACCUACUGAAGUGAAACUUACAACUCCAGUAUCAGGACCAGCAUCUGUAGUUGCUGAUCCACCCAGCGUUGAAAAAGAAAUAGACUCUAGCAGCAUCCCAACUGCUAUCAAGUACCAAGAUGACAAUUCUCUGGCUCAUCCAAAUUUAUUUAUUGAAAAAGCUGAAGCUGAGGAAAAAUGGUUCAAGAGAUUAAUUGCUCUCCGACAAGAGAGAUUAAUGGGCAGUCCUGUGGCCUAAAUAAUAUAUUGGUUACAUCAACUCCAACUUUUUAAAAUUUAGGUUUUUGAAUCCAAAUAUUAACUUUUAUUCUUAAAAACAACUUAGCUUAUUAUAUAAAACCGUAAUACCAUUUCAUCCUUCUCUCAUGUAAGCUUGAAUAUUUGUUGACUUGAACUGAAUCAACCAUUGUGAAUAGCAAAAUUUUUAAAUGCAUGAAAAUGUAUACCAUUAAUAAAGCUAAUCAUAAAAUAUCAGU
This is a messenger RNA of Octodon degus (degu), 595 nucleotides long. RefSeq names its product serine/Arginine-related protein 53-like. The transcript is spliced from 4 exons. Gene Ontology annotation, biological process: alternative mRNA splicing, via spliceosome. The record is from RefSeq and is a predicted model, not a curated record. The coding region runs from base 1 to 357 and encodes 118 amino acids. Gene Ontology annotation, cellular component: nucleus; cytoplasm. Lineage: Eukaryota; Metazoa; Chordata; Mammalia; Rodentia; Octodontidae.